Molecule: messenger RNA, 681 nt
Organism: Vanderwaltozyma polyspora DSM 70294
Lineage: Eukaryota; Fungi; Ascomycota; Saccharomycetes; Saccharomycetales; Saccharomycetaceae
Gene: HSP42
Product: heat shock protein HSP42
Exons: 1
Coding region: 1-681 (226 amino acids)
Source: RefSeq, a predicted model, not a curated record
AUGUUUUAUCAAGAAAUUCCACCUUUUUACUUAGUCGAUAUGGGGGUUUCUUACAACAACCUGUCUAGAAACCAAAUUAAUAACCAAGCUUUUCCUCUAUAUGAUGAAUAUCUACAAUUAUUGCUUUUGUCUAGACACAGAUAUGUUACCUCAUCAAGAUCACACUCUUUUAAGAUAAGACCAAAGCUUCAAAUCAAGCAUUUUGUUUAUAACAAUCGAGACAAUCAAGGCAAUUCUUAUAAACAAUCUGAAACCAAAGAUUCUUUUAGUGAUUCACAAGAUAUUUCUUUUGGAGAGGAAGUUGAAACAACAAUUGUCAAGGACGACUUAGUUGAUGAAGGUGAGAAUGCCAUUGUCAAUGUCGAACCCUUCACCAACAUUUAUGAAUAUUGUGACAAAUUUGUAAUCCAUUUAGUUGCACCUGGAAUAAUUUCUGAUAAAUUCUGUGUAGAUUAUUUGACUUCAACCAAAUCGUUAAGAAUAAAAGCCAAAUGUGAUCCUGAAUAUUCCUUAGAUGAGGAAAACACAAUUGUUAAAGAAGCAAAUAUAAACGAUUUUGAGAAAACAAUUAAAUUAAGCACAGUUAAUCAAAUUGACACUAGCAAUAUCAGCGCAACUUAUAGACAAGGUAUACUCAAGAUAACCGUUUUCAAGAACAAUGAAAAACCAGCUAUCUUGUAA